AUGUAUAUUGUGGGUCGAGGGUCAAAAUCAGCCUAUGAUUCUGGGCCUCAGCUUCUUAGGGAUGUCUGGGCUCUUACGGCCGUUGCCAUUGUGGCUAUUUUCUUGAGAUUCAUUGCUAAAUUGAGAGUUGGGAAAUUCGGACCGGAUGAUUUAAUUAUGGGCUUUGCACUGUGCUUAUCCACGGUCGGAUCUAUCAUGAUUACCCUCGGCAUCCAGCAUGGGUUUGGCCAAGAGGUAGGGAAUAUUAGUGCCGCCAAUGUCCCCAAGGUUAUCAUGUUCGAUUACCUUGCGCAGACCUUUGCGCUGGCAGGCGGGGCGUUGGGGCGGAUUUCAUUCAUUGUUUUUGUCAUUGGACUGCUUGUCUCAAAACAAUGGCACCGAAUUGUCUUUUGGAUACUGGUCGCAUUGCAGCUCAUUGUAAACUCGAUGUUCAUCAUAAUUUUGUUUGUGCAAUGCCCGGGGCACGCGUCAGCUAUCUGGGAGCACUCCGAGAAAUCAAAAUGUUGGAAUACAAAGGUGCAAGCGUAUUAUGGAUAUUUUCAAGGAGCAUUCAAUUCAGCAACAGAUCUGUAUCUUGCUGUCUUCUCAACCUGCAUAUUCUGGAGCUUGAAUCUCAAGUUAAGGGUGAAACUGGGAUUGGUCACUUUGCUUGGCCUGGGUAUUUUUGCAAUGGUUGCCGCCAUCAUACGAACCGUCCAGACACGCGUACUAGCAUCCUACGAUAUCGACCCAACCAUUGCGACGAUAGAUUACGAUCGAUGGCUGUAUAUUGAGACUUACCUGGUGAUCAUCACGGCCUCCAUUCCAUUUCUUCGAUCUCUAGUACGCUCGAUGAAAAGUCAAUCAACGAGCCGCAAUACGCAUGAGCUAAGCUCUCCUUACGUGGUUAGCUCCAAUACACACACCAUCCGGACCAGAAAGCGUGACUCUUCGGAUGGGAAACGGAUAAUUGAUGUAUCUGAAGGCAAUGCGAGUAACGACGCCUUUCACAGUGACGGCCAUGAUGAUAUACACGAAUCAAGAUAUUCGAGGGAAUCUGCUUUGAAUUGUGUUUAA
Molecule: messenger RNA, 1056 nt
Organism: Penicillium longicatenatum
Lineage: Eukaryota; Fungi; Ascomycota; Eurotiomycetes; Eurotiales; Aspergillaceae
Exons: 4
Coding region: 1-1056 (351 amino acids)
Source: RefSeq, a predicted model, not a curated record